AUGCUCCCGUCAUUAGCUUCCCCGGCAGAUCGCCAGCCGAAUACCUCGAAAGGUAAGAGAUGGCAUCUAGAAGCGCUAGAGAUGACCGACCCUCGAGAGCAGGAGCAAGUUCGCAACAUGCUAGAACGUCUUAGCGAAGAGUUUACCCCGAUGCGCAACCCUGGGAAAUAUCGCGCUAAAUUGUCGAUCGAGAGACACCUGAGGGACCGUAUCGAGGAGUUCCCGUUGUUUAUUCGCACUAGCUUCGCUGCCGACGCGGACAGAGCCAUCGGGCUUCUAUAUCAGGUCUUUAUCAAAGGACGGAACAUUUGGCUGAAGAAACAGGAUUCUUUGGCAGCAGCGGCUGGAUUCUCAGUCUAUCGCCCAAAACGUUACCGCUCUGGACGGAGGCAACGUCGCCACGAGUUAGAGUCUAACGGUAACAAAUUAUCAAGCAGUAACGAAAGAUCUCGAUCUCCAAUAUCUGAUAGGUGCAAACGUUUCCGGCGCCACCGUACCCGCCGCAACCAGAAGAGGCGCGCCAUUAGCCCUAACGGCCAAAGUCUAAUAUCCGAUCUUACCGACUAUGAUCGUCGCAUACAUUCCGAUAGCGAUAUUUUCAUAGGCGGAUUAGCUGAAAUAUCUCGCCGAUUCUCUCUGGCCCGUGCUGUACCCUUUUCCGCUGUUUUACCUCAUACUUCUACCGGAUCGUACAUUCCGUCUAUCGACAUUUAUGUCCGCCGUAAAGGGAACCCUACCAUUAUCGGGGAGACGUUGCAGUUCCUUCAGGACGAAUGUCAUUUCCGCCCGGAAUAUGAGGAGAUUUGGCCACUGGACCCGAAUGGGAGCCCGAUGAGACCAGUCUCCUCUCUCUAUCGCCUGCAGUUUGUGCUUCUGAAGGCUACGGGGGCCGUCCAGGUCUUCGAGAUCCGGCCCAAGAUCUCCCUAGACCCCCUCGAAAGCUUUUUGCCACGGAUAGACCUUUCCGCCCCUAGAUCAGACGAUUUCCCACCCCGUUCUAAUUCGAAUACCGGGCGCCGCGGAGAAGAUUCCCUCUCCCUACCUCCUUGCUCUGAUAGGCAGGCUAGUAUGCCUACCGGUAAGGAGUUCUCUGUUGCCGAAUCCGAGCCGCUAUUUGACGAGCAGCUUCCGCGCGCCACUGUUAAAGAGUCAACCAGAGAAGUACCUAACGAAUCUGCUUUCGACCCGCAUCCGCAGACUCCCGUCCUAAAAAUUACAACAGUUCUUAAGGUUGGGCCCGUACUGCCCCUGAAUCGCGUGGAACCGAUGCCUCCGACUGCAAAUCCUGCACGAACAGACGAAUCCUACAAUGUAAUUACAACCGCCAGUGACAGGGGCAGCGAGCCCGACCACGAGAGCGAUAAAGAUAUCGCAAGCAUUAUUGACGACCUAGACGGCAAGGAAAAGAUCUUGAUGUUUAACGACACGUUACGUUGCGAUAACUUCGACCCGGAGAUUGAAAUUGCGCUGCAGCGAGCCCGCGACCAGCCAUCCUCCCAGCCAGACUAUCAAGCCUGCGGACAUGAUCACGAUCUUCCCAUUCGGUGUCCCUGUCGACCGUCUGCGAAGAAUUAUGUCCUCUCCCAGGUCCGCAAGGGCGCGAACUACAUCUUUGUCGACGCCAGCCUUAUUGCGACCUGGUACAAUGAGUGGAAGUUAAUUGUUGAUACAAAGGACGCUCACAUCCGCGAUAUAGUUUUCGUUUUAGGAUACCGGGAUUCCUACCGAAGUCUCCCGACCCGUUUCGCUAACUUUAUGAGUCGGACUCGGAGACUUCUCCCGGAUCCUACAAGGAAGGCUCCGGUAUGGAAGACCAGCCAUCGUAUCACGAUCGGCCGGACAUUUCGCGACAAGUGUUAUAUUACGCUCCCGCGUACUGGUUUCUGUCCGCGACACCCUGCACGUCGUCCCCGGCAAAUCUGGCAGCAUUUAUGCGUCUUACUGAAACCCAGCAGUGGCGGGCUGAUCCCUUUACGUGAUACCUGUCUCGGCAAUAUCUAUAGCGCCAUGCACACGGUAAACCGCGGCACCUUAAAAGUAAAGCUAAACAGUAUGACGCAAGCCAUCCGCAUCUGCGCGACUUUUUCCGGUCUGCUCUGCCAUGCCAAGCAGCAGGGAAAGGCCAUUACGGACAUUCCCACCACGAUUGAUACGGUAUUCCGUGGUUCGUCCCGCUGGGUCGCGGUUCAGCGGAUUAUCGACGGCCUAGGUAUCGAAUCCGAUACCGGCCAACCGCGCAAGAUCGUGAUUCUGUUGCAAUAUCCGACCGUAACAAUAGAUAAGUUCCAAGAGCUGCCGACAGGAGCUACUUUUACUUACAAAAACGAGCCUGCCCGCAGUCCCGGUAUUUUCGUAACUACAACUAACAUUUCUUCCCGUAAGCUGACUCUUAUUCGCGCCGCAAGCCUAAUCCUUAUGGAGGUGGACUGGCGCAGUACGAACCACACGCAGGCCUUUGGCCGCAUCCGCAGAAUCGGUCAAACAAGUCCAGUAGUCUACAACUAUAUCUUUCAGAACACUCAGGAAGAGGAAGAUCAACGCGCUAUCCUCAAAAAUAUGGCGAGACAGGCCCUCGAAAAGACGGUCAAUACAUACGGGCAAAAGGGAUCUCCUUCCGGUCA
This is a messenger RNA of Aspergillus affinis, 2621 nucleotides long. RefSeq lists its product as uncharacterized. The record is from RefSeq and is a predicted model, not a curated record. The transcript is spliced from 11 exons. Lineage: Eukaryota; Fungi; Ascomycota; Eurotiomycetes; Eurotiales; Aspergillaceae. The annotation marks the transcript as partial.